GCCAGCCCUCUGGACUGUGAGUGCGUACGGUGGGCACCCGCCCCAGCCUCCCUGCAGCACCAGCCUGCUCUCCGCCUGCUGCAGCCUCCCUCUCCCUCGCUUUGCCCCUCUAAAUUUCGCACAGUACGAUGUAGGGGGCUUGCCGUUAUUUUUUUUUUCAAUUAUUAUUUAUUUCUCACCGAAGAUGGUUUAAUUUUUUUUUAUAUUUCUAUUAUUUAUUAAUCCCUCCCAACCGUAAACCUGCCCAGCCUUCUGCCAGCUGGGCCAGAGCAUAAAGCCUGGGACUGCACCUGGGGCGAUGAGCCCUGCACUGAAGAAGCCUCCUAGAGGGAUGUGCCGGGGCCGCGCAACAGACUAGAUCCGAGCCCCGAAGCUCACACCAUCAGUUAUCCCCUCUCCCUCAGCCCCUUCGCCCGCCUUUUCUGCGCCCCAUCCCCCUGAAAGCUCGGACCAGUGCCUGCGCCGCGCUCCGGAGAGCUCUGCCGGGGGAACAGCCCGGUGCCCGAGGACAGACGGGGCGGCCGUGCUAGAUGCAUGGGGGAGGGCUCCGGUUAAUGCAAGUUCUGGGCUCCUGCAGGGACCCCGACAACUGUCAGCAGCAGCAGCAACUCGGGCCCUCCUCCUCUGCUUCCUCAGCGAUGCUUUUCCACAGUCUUUCCGGCUCGGAGAUGCACGGGGUCAUCGACGAGAUGGAUCGGAGAACCAAAAGCGAAGCACCGGCCAUCAGCUCGGCUAUAGACAGGGGAGAGACGGAAACGCAGACCAUGCCUUCCAUCAGCAGUGACAGGGCUGCCCUGUGCGCCGGCUGCGGGGGGAAAAUCUCCGACCGUUAUUACCUCCUGGCUGUGGAUAAACAGUGGCACAUGCGCUGCCUGAAGUGCUGUGAAUGUAAACUCAACCUGGAGUCCGAGCUCACCUGCUUCAGCAAGGACGGCAGCAUCUACUGCAAGGAGGACUACUACAGGAGGUUUUCGGUUCAGAGAUGUGCAAGAUGUCACCUGGGGAUUUCUGCCUCCGAGAUGGUCAUGAGGGCCAGGGAUUUGGUAUAUCACUUAAAUUGCUUCACUUGCACCACUUGCAACAAGAUGCUGACCACUGGCGAUCACUUUGGCAUGAAGGACAAUCUGGUGUACUGCCGCCUCCAUUUCGAGACUCUCAUCCAGGGGGAGUACCAGGUGCAUUUCAAUCACUCGGAUGUAGCCGCUGGGAAGGGCCCGGCUUUGGGAGCGGGCUCUGCCAACACUUUGGGACUGCCUUAUUACAACGGCGUGGGGACUGUCCAGAAGGGGAGACCCAGGAAAAGGAAAAGCCCAGGGCCUGGAGCAGAUCUGGCAGCCUACAAUGCAGCUUUGAGCUGCAAUGAGAACGAUGGUGACCACCUGGACAGGGACCAGCAGUACCCCAGCAACCAGAAAACCAAGCGCAUGAGGACGUCCUUCAAACACCACCAGCUGCGGACGAUGAAGUCGUACUUUGCCAUUAACCACAACCCCGACGCCAAGGACUUGAAACAGCUGGCUCAGAAAACUGGCCUCACCAAAAGAGUUCUUCAGGUUUGGUUUCAAAACGCUCGAGCCAAAUUCAGACGGAACCUCUUGCGUCAAGAAAACACAGGGGUGGAUAAGACUUCAGACUCCACACUGCAAGCAGGGACCCCGUCAGGCCCUGCCUCAGAAAUAUCCAAUGCCUCCAUGAGUCCAUCCAGCACUCCCACGACUCUCACGGACUUGACUAACCCCACGAUGCCUACUGUGACCUCUGUCCUGACAUCAGUGCCCGGCAGCCUUGAGGUUCACGAAUCUCGAAGUCCUUCACAGACAACCCUUACAAACCUUUUCUGAUGACUCUUUCUUAAUAAUUUCUUUAAAAAAGAAAUUAUUCUUAGCUGAAAUUCCAAGUGUAUUUUAAUAGAGGCUUUGAGCAACUGACUAACCACAAUUAGGAUCUCUCCUAAAAAAAACAGAAGGAAGUGUAGUGUUCUGGUAUUAUGGAGUACGGACUGAAGAAUAACUUGGAAGAUCUAUUGCAACACAACAUUUGUGUAACUGUACAGUUUUGUGGACUGAGCAAGGGAAACAGCAAUUAAUUUAAGUUGGCUAAAGCUUCUGUAUUUUCAAAGACUGCCAUGUGCCUUAUAUACUGUUUUAUCUACAUUCUUUGGAUUCCAUGUCCACUUCUCUCUUUUUCUCUCUGUAUAUUUAUGACCAGGGCAAAAAUGUUAAAGAGUUUGUUACUUUGGAUAGUCCUAAGCCUUUCAUUGGUUGCUUUGUUGUUUUAGAAUUUUAAGGUCGAAGUCUGUUCGAAUACCAGAAUUUGUAAAAUCUAAUCAGUAAUAAAACCACUUAUGGAAACUA
This is a messenger RNA of Chiroxiphia lanceolata (lance-tailed manakin), 2354 nucleotides long. It is a transcript of the gene LHX2, whose product is annotated as LIM homeobox 2. Gene Ontology annotation, molecular function: RNA polymerase II transcription regulatory region sequence-specific DNA binding; DNA-binding transcription factor activity, RNA polymerase II-specific. The record is from RefSeq and is a predicted model, not a curated record. The coding region runs from base 531 to 1841 and encodes 436 amino acids. Lineage: Eukaryota; Metazoa; Chordata; Aves; Passeriformes; Pipridae. Gene Ontology annotation, cellular component: nucleus. The transcript is spliced from 5 exons. Gene Ontology annotation, biological process: regulation of transcription by RNA polymerase II; neuron differentiation.